This is a messenger RNA of Drosophila ficusphila, 3811 nucleotides long. RefSeq names its product metastasis-associated protein MTA3 (gene MTA1-like). The transcript is spliced from 13 exons. Gene Ontology annotation, biological process: negative regulation of transcription by RNA polymerase II. Lineage: Eukaryota; Metazoa; Arthropoda; Insecta; Diptera; Drosophilidae. Gene Ontology annotation, cellular component: NuRD complex; nucleoplasm. The coding region runs from base 203 to 2842 and encodes 879 amino acids. Gene Ontology annotation, molecular function: zinc ion binding; transcription coactivator activity; chromatin binding. The record is from RefSeq and is a predicted model, not a curated record.
GUGCGUGUAUUUUUUAGAGUUGAGUUGUUUCUAAGAUGGCGACGAAAAAAACGCGUCUUCUUAUGUGAAAAAUGCAAUCAUAACAACUCGAGUUUUUAGCUAAUAAAUGUGCGCUAAUUUGAAACAGAACCAUUGAAAAACAGUGCUAAGCGUGUGCCGAGUGUUUUACAUGUGAAAGUUUUGGUGCGAAAGCGUAGUGAAAAUGGCCACAAAUAUGUAUCGAGUCGGAGACUAUGUUUACGUUGAGACAACGCCGAACAGUCCCUACUUAAUACGACGCAUUGAGGAGCUGAAUAAAAACCCAAAUGGCAAUGUUGAGGCGAAGGUCAUGUGCUUCUACCGCCGGCGGGAUCUUCCCAAUCCGCUCGUGCAAUUGGCCGACAAACAUCAACUUGCCACUGCCGAGGACUCACCGCUGGCCACAAAGCUCAAGAAGACAUGGCUCCGCACACCCGUUGGCGAGGAGCAGGCAGCGCAGGCUGUGCUCGACCCCUCAAUAGCUGCCCUGGAUGAGGAGCGCACCAGUCCAAUGCAAGCGUCCGGCGGAGGAGGCUCGACGAGCGGCAACUCCGGCAGCAACAGCAGCGGCAGUGCCAACAACAGCAGCAGCACUGCCAGUGGCGGAGGAGCAAGUGGCGCCGGGGGAGCUGCCGGCGAUGCGGAGAAGGGGGAGGCGCUGACCAGCAAGCAGCGGUACCAAAUCAAGCACCGCGAGCUGUUCCUGUCACGCCAAGUCGAGUCGAUACCCGCCACACAGAUUCGAGGCAAGUGCUCGGUGACGCUGCUCAACGAGACGGAGUCCCUGCAGAGCUAUCUCAAUAAAGACGACACAUUCUUCUACUGUUUGGUGUUCGAUCCGAAUCAGAAAACGCUGCUUGCCGAUAAGGGCGAGAUCCGGGUCGGCAGUCGCUACCAGUGUGAUAUACCCGCCAAGCUCAAGGACACCGCCACGGACGACCGGAAGCUGGAGGAAUUGGAGUCGCUGGUGUGGACACCAGAGCACAGCCUGACCGACCGCAAGAUCGACCAGUUCCUCGUCGUUUCGCGCUCCAUCGGCACGUUCGCCCGCGCCCUCGACUGCAGCAGUUCUGUGAAGCAGCCCUCGCUACACAUGUCGGCUGCGGCGGCCAGUAGGGACAUCACCCUGUUUCACGCAAUGAACAUUCUGCACAAGCACGACUACUCGAUCGAGGAGUCCAUGUCGUCGCUAGUUCCUUCCACUGGGCCAGUGCUCUGUCGCGAUGAAAUCGAGGACUGGAGCGCAUCGGAGGCGAACCUCUUCGAAGAGGCGCUGGACAAAUAUGGCAAAGACUUUAACGACAUUCGACAAGAUUUUCUGCCUUGGAAAACGCUGAAGCAAAUAAUCGAGUACUACUACAUGUGGAAGACCACCGAUCGCUAUGUGCAGCAGAAGCGCGUGAAGGCCGUGGAGGCGGAGCUGAAGCUUAAGCAGGUCUACAUACCGCAAUAUAACAACAACGGCAAGGGCAACGGAGGGUCCGUUAAGGCCAGUGGAGGAAUCUACAAUGGAACGACAAACGGGAGCACCGAUCUCUCGAACAACGGCAAGCCCUGCGAAUCGUGCGGAGCAACUAAAUCAUCACAGUGGAACACGGUAAACAGUGGGCACAGUACGUGUCGUCUGUGCCAAAGCUGCUGGGAGUACUGGCGAAGGUACGGCAGUAUGAAGUCGGCGACCAAAGGCGAUGGCAGCGAUAGCGAGGCCAAGAAGAAGGCUUCUGCGUCGACGCCGUCAGCCACGUCAGCAGGAACAGGAUCUGCCACAACGCCCACGGCGGUGGUCGAUCUCAACGACGACGACAAAAUCAGUGAUCUAACCAAUCGUCAGUUGCACAGAUGUUCUAUUGUCAAUUGCGGAAAGGAGUUUAAGCUCAAGACCCACCUGGCCCGCCAUUAUGCGCAAGCGCACGGCAUAGCCAUCAGCUCCGGAUCGCCGCGGCCCAUUAUGAAGACGCGCACCGCCUUCUACUUGCACACCAAUCCCAUGACCCGUGUGGCUCGCGCCAUUUGCCGCAGCAUUGUAAAGCCGAAGAAGGCGGCGCGGCAGAGCGCAUACGCCAUCAACGCGUUGCUGGUGAAACAAGAAUUUACGAAUCGUAUUAGUGGAAAAUCGCAGGCGGAAAUCAAAAAGCUGCUCUUGCUGAAACCCAAGGAUCGAGGCAGUGUCACCAAGAUUGCCAAUCGCUUGGGAGCGCCGGGCAGCGGACCACAUGAAUGGCUCAUACUGACGCCCAAGGACAAAAUGCCGCUGCCGGCUGUCGUCUCGUUCCCCAAACCCCCGAAGGCGGCCGACGGCAGCCUUGUCUACGACCGAGUGCCCAACAAGUCCCCUGACGUUGUGGCCGUGCCGGCUGAAAAGGAGCUAACUAUAAUUCCAACCCAGGCCACGUCUACGAUACGAAAGCGGGUGCACGAGGAGCAGCAGCUGAAUGGCACUGAAGUUACUAUAGUUCCCAGCGGACCUCCUGCCAAGCGACCCAAUAAGGAUCCCAUGCCCUCGCAUUGUCCCAGUCCCGAGCAGUUUGCGGCCAUGAUGGCGGCAUCAGGUCAGCCCCUCUCCAGGCAUCAUCUUAACGGCAAACAGAAGAUUGCGCAGAUGGCCCGUGGUGGCAAUGGGCGCAAGCAGGUCAUCAGUUGGAUGGAUGCACCGGAUGAUGUUUACUUUAGGGCCAACGAGACACACAAAAAAACGCGAAAAAUACUCUCCGCCGUAGAUCUGCGCCGCGCGGCGCGUAAGCCAUGGCGCACACUGCCCAUCAAGCCUACCAAGCCCGAGCCGAGUAGCAAGCCCAUUGAAUCACAAAUCGUCAUACUGGACUGACCGUCGCCGGCAAACACAUUAGCAACAUCCGCAGCAUCGGCAACCAAGUUGUUAUCGUCUUCAGUAAACCGAUUUGAGCAGCAACAUCCUCCAUUUCCAUACACCAUGGAUGCACUGCUUAACUAGUGAGCAUUCUCUGGUUUUACGGGCUUGCCAUGUACAUACCCCGCAUCAAGAACCACACGUGCGUGUGACAGGCAUUCGACUUAGGAUCAGUGUAGUUACAGCAUCACUGUAUGACAACAGCGACCGAUAGCAAACACAAAACAACCACUUUAUUAGCGCUUAAAUAGAUGUCUUUUUAAAAACAAAUAGUAAGAUAGUAAGUGUUAAGGUCUGUAGUAGCAGUAACAGAACGCAAAAACAACAAAAUAUUUAUAAAUAUUUUAUAUAUUUUUUUAAAUUUUUAAUCUCAAAACACCGAACGCAAAUACACGUACUGACUGCACUUUCGCUUUGAAAGUGUAGGCUUCAAAGCAUGAAACUCAAAUGUUGGUUUUUUUUAGUACUCAAGGAACUCAUUGAUUUUUUUGAAAUAUAUGUCCAAAUAUCACAAAAUAUAUUUUCUGUACUACUUUCAAAUUUGCGCUAAAAGUUCCACGAUUAAUUUCCUAAUCCUAAUCCUAGCUAAGAACAAGAUACGUAAUUAUUGAAAGGCCUCCGUAAGUUUUAAAUACGUUUCAGUCCAGAUUUGAAUUAAAUGCAUAUAUAAAGCCGAUAGAUAUAUUUGGAAUCGUUUAAUGCUUAAAACUGAGAGAGGAGAAAUUUAACAUUGUUAAUAAACGUGACGUGCAAAAUUAAUUCAAGAAAGCGCAUAAAUUAUGCUGUAACUAAAAACACAAAAUUUCAAAAACAAAUUGUACAGUAAAUGCUAAAACGUUAAAAUUCGAAUAAAAUGUAUUUUCAUAAUUUAUGUAAACAAACGAAAGUUCGGUCAUUAAAUAAGCUAUCACAAACACGCCUACACAC